This is a messenger RNA of Adelges cooleyi (spruce gall adelgid), 4001 nucleotides long. RefSeq lists its product as uncharacterized. Gene Ontology annotation, molecular function: ligand-gated monoatomic ion channel activity. The transcript has 22 exons. The coding region runs from base 1 to 3738 and encodes 1245 amino acids. Gene Ontology annotation, cellular component: membrane. The record is from RefSeq and is a predicted model, not a curated record. Lineage: Eukaryota; Metazoa; Arthropoda; Insecta; Hemiptera; Adelgidae.
AUGUGUGACGAUUUGGAAAAUACCUUUCUAUAUGGUUUAAGAUUGCAAUUUGUGUUGGCAAAUGAAUAUGACGGUUUUAUACGAACAGUGACACAACUGUUUUUACAUAGACACAUACGAACGGUGACGGCGGCAACUUGCUGGUCUUCUGUCAUCAACAGCAAUUUGUUAGUCAGAUUAUCGGACGUGGACGUAUCAGUUACGUUUCAUCCGUCUACGAUACCAUCGCAUAAUCCUUGGUAUAGAUACGGGAUUUUAAUCGACUUAUCAUGUACUAACUUCUCCAGCCCAUUAUUUAAACAGGCGUUUCAGGAUCGGUUGUUCAACAUGCAAAACGAUUGGAUACUGUUCGGCGGUCAAACCUUUUCUAAUGAUACGAAUUCAUCUACGAAUGUACUCAAAAUAUUUGAAACUUAUUUGAGAGACGCUUACGUAUUGCCAGAUUCUAGAGUUUAUUUAUUUUCUCAAACCGACCAAGACGCGUGGGAGAUUUGGGAAGGUUACCGAAUUAGUUAUAGAGAAAAAAUUCGAGUGUUCCAAAGCGGAAUGGCGACUACGAACAAUUUAUGUUUGAACGAUUCAAAUGCGGAGAGAAUGAAUUUUCGGGGCAACGUUCUAAAAGCAACUACAGUGAUUGUAGAGCCCGACAAAUUUACCGGGUUCCACCCAUUCGCUUACACCAACUUAGAUGUAUUUGCUCAUAUGCACAACGAUUUGAACGCCGUGCUUCAAGACCAAUUGAAUUUCAAGAUGGAACUUACAAUAACAAACGAUUAUGGCUGGGACUUGGGGAACGGCUCGUUCAGUGGAAUGACUGGUAAUCUUCAAAGGGAAGAAUGCGAUUUUGGCGGUAUUGGAAGUUUCAUCAGAUCGGACAGAAUGACUGUAGUUGACUACACAGUUGGAACUUUUUACCGGCAACCCGCUGCCCUCUACAAGCAACCUUCAUUGUCUAGCGUCUACAAUAUAUGCGUUUUACCAUUUAACUUUGAAGUCUGGUUAGUGACGUUCUUUACGUUUCUUGGGUUUACAAUCGUGAUUUUAUGUUUAAAUCGGACUAGUAAAAUAGUUAGACAUGACGAAAUUGAAUCGAUCACAAUUUUAGAUUCUGUCACUCUUGUCCAUGGCGCUAUUUGUCAACAAGGAUAUUCAGUUAAUUUGACCACCGCCUCUUCGAGGAUUGCAGUUUUUGUAUUGUUCACAACUGCAGUAUUUCUAUAUACUUCUUAUUCGGCUAGCAUAGUAGCGUUACUACAAACGCCCAGCAACUCGAUCAAGACUGUCGAAGACAUAAUUCAGUCACCCAUGACGUUCAGUGCCCAAAUAAGCCCAUACAGUGAAGUUUAUUUUGUUAACACAGAUGAUCCAUUAUUGCUUAAAUUAUAUGACAAAAAAAUGAAACCAAGUGGUGAUAAAAAAUUUACAAAUGCUCUUGAAGGCCUUAAAAGAAUUCAAACAGAAUUUCAUGGUUUUGUGGUUGAACUAAUUACUGCCUAUAAAAUUAUUAGUGACACAUGGCGCGAAGAGGAAAAAUGUGGAUUGUCAGAAGUACAGCUGUUUAAAUUACCAAUUCUCGCAUUGGCUGUAGUUAAAAAAUCCGGAUACAAAGAUGUAUUCAAACAAAAAUUAAUACAGCAACAAGAAGUCGGAAUCAAGAACCGAAUAAUCAGAAGAUGGAUUCCAAUGAAGCCAAUGUGUGACUCGUCGAACAGAGCCAAUGAGUUCGUCAGUGUGUCUUUUAAUGAAGUUUAUCCAAUGUUUCAAGUGUACGGAUUCGGCGUAGUCUUAUCUGUGUUGGUUUUAAUAGUAGAAAAAAUUCAUCAGUUAUAUUACUUACCCAAUUUUGUUUUAGAUGGCCAUUAUUAUUAUAAUAAUAAGCCAAUAUUUAUUAUCAACCUAAUGCCAGUUAUUGGUGAUAAGUACAAUAAUUUAAUCAAUGGACUGACGAACAUGCUCAAGUACAGAAAUAUAAAUACUGUCUGGGUGGCUACGUGUUGGGGUUCAGAUGUAAACAAUGAAUUACUAACGAUGCUAUCGGCGGUGGACAUAUCUGUAGCUUUUGACCCGGAGGAAACGAUACACAAGACACAAUAUGAAACCUGGUAUAGAUCCGGAUUGCUAGUCGACUUGUCUUGCAGCCAAGCUCCAAGCAUACUUCAACAGGCGUCUGACGACCGCAGGUUUACCAUUCAAAAUGACUGGAUACUCUUCGAUCAACGCGGAAAUGCUAACAAAUUUGAUGCAUUGGACUUAGCCGUACAGACAUUCGAUACAUUUAUGGAUAAAGCUCGUUUGCUGCCAGACUCGAGAGUUUAUUUACUAGUGGAGAUCAAAGACAACGUUUGGGAAAUAUGGGAUGGUUUCCGUUCGAAAAACAAUGAGAAAAUACGAGUGACCAAAGUCGGCAUCUUGACACCACAUCGUGCCCAAAUGAACUAUUCGAACUCGGAAAGAACAAACUUGAGAGGAUCUGUCAUUAAGUCCGCAGCUGCGAUUUUAGAACCAAAAUUGUUCAGAGGAUGGGGAAAGUCAUUCGAAUUCAGCCUUGACGUAUUUGCUCAUAUGCAUCAUAACUUGGUGAUUUUGUUGGCCGAUCAAUUGAACUUUACUCUUGAUUUGAUUAUUGAAAAGGAUUACGGGUGGAAUUUGGGAAAUGGCACGUUCGGCGGUUUGAUGGGAAUGCUACAAAAAGAAGAAAUCGAAUUUGCUUGUUCCGGAGCUCUUAUGAGAACAGACCGGAUGGACGUUGCAGAUGUUACCGUACCAACGUUCCCUGCUCGGACGACUACUAUUUUCAAGCAACCGCCGCUGUCGGCGGUAUACAACGUGUUCAUUCUGCCGUUUGACAUUUACAUAUGGAUGGUGAUUUUAAUUCUACUUUUGCUGUUCACAAUAGCCAUAGUAUUUCUUGUGAGGUCUGCAGCUAUGAUGGAAAAUCUGAAUCUACCAUUGCAAUCAAUACUGUUUACUGCAUCGGAUACGGUCAUGUUGGUGAUAGGUGCCAUUUGUCAACAAGGUACGCCAACCAUUAUAAAUACAACUUCAUCGCGACUAGCCGUGUUCGUGCUGUUCGUGACUGCUCUCUUUGUAUUCACAUCAUAUGCGGCUAGCAUUGUUGUAUUGCUCCAAACUCCAAGUCAGGCAAUCAAAUCCAUCAAAGACUUAGCAGAAACGUCUAUAUCGUUUAGUGCAUUAGACACUACACAUAACUACAUCUAUUUCAAUGAAACAGACAACCAAUACGUUAAAAAAAUUUACCGAAAUAAAAUGUUACCAGAAGGUCAGAAGAAGGCUUUUACUAAACCUGACGUGGGCAUGGCCAGAGUUCGUAAUGAAUUUCACGCAUACCUAGUAGAAGCAACGUUCGCUUAUGAUAUAGUAGCCAAGACUUGGCAGGAACAAGAAAAAUGCAGUUUGUCCGAACUGGAACUGUUUAAACUGCCCAUGCUGACGUUGUUUAUCGUGAAAAAAUCAGGGUAUAGAGAUAUAAUGAAGGAAAAGUUAAUUAGGCAAAAUGAAGUGGGACUAAGGAACAGAAUUUUCAAAAAAAUGAUGCCACAAAAGCAAAUGUGUGAUUCUUUAAACAGGGCUAUCGAAUUCGAUAGCGUCUCGGCCAGGGAAAUUUUUCCAGCACUAAUUUUGCUUGGUUACGGCAUGUGUGUAUCUCUUCUUGUAUUUGUCUUAGAACUGACGUAUAACGCCAGAGAGACUUGGCGAAAAAACCAGCACUAUUUUUGAAAUAUAAGUUAUCAACGUCUUAUAAAUCAUGACUAACAGCUGUAUCCAUUUGGAAAUAUUAUAAGAGCAUCAAACCUCUGAAAUAAUCUAGUAUACAAAAAUAAUUUGUAAAAAAACUCAACGUGUAUUUUUUAAUGACUAAAAACCAAAGAUAAUAAUACGUUUUUACUGAAAUUACCGAUCAACAACAUAUAAUUGUUUAACCGAUUAAUUAAAUGAAACCGAUGGGUAAUAACUGUUAAUAUGUCUUUCAUAAAAUCACU